UGUGCCACACGCGGCGCUCGCACACCCAAGAGUCGCCGUGGUGGUGAGACGCCGCCGCUGCUGCUGCGCAACGUCCGCUACGGUGGGACACCAACAACGACAACAACAACAACGACAACAACAACAACAAGUCAGCCAAGUUGCGGGCAACUGCGGCGAUGCGAUGCGGACGAUGGCGGUCGCGAGCGUCGCUCCGAGUCGCCUGGAACGCGGCGCGACUCGAGCGAGCGACUCGGAGCGUUGACGCCGAGACGGCGGCGGCGGCUUUGUGAGAGAGCGGCGAGUUUCGUUCAGCAGCGAGGCGGAAUAGCCAACGACAACCUGUUGGUGUUGGUGAUGUUGGUGUUGAUGGUGUUGGUGUUGAUGGUGAUGAUGAUGUUGGUGAUGAUGGUGAUGAUGGUGGUGAUGGUGCUCGCCGGGAGAGUUGCCUGUGACGAGGAGCCCUCCUGGAUGGCCUCGCUGUGAACGCGACAAACCCUCUCUGCAAAGCGUCGCGGGCCACACACACAGAGCGCGGCAGCGGCGGCAGCGGCGGCAGUGGAGGAGGAAGGUGCCCGAUGUGGUGAUAGCCAGGAGGAGGAGGAGGAGCAUGCUGCGGCUAACGGCGUGGCCGUUGCUCGCGUGGCAAGCCCACCUGCUGCUGUGGGCCCUCUCCUCCCCGCUGCAUGGCUCCCCGCCGUGCCCCGCCGCCUGCAACUGCACGCUGGGAGCGAACGCGCAGAGGACGGUCAGCUGCAGCCGCGCGGGCCUCAGCCACGUGCCCCACGAGCUGCCCGCAGACACCGCCGUGCUCCUGCUCGACGGCAACCGCAUCGGCGCGCUGCCCGCCGGCCUCUUCCAGGGCCUGCUGCAGCUGCGCGAGAUGAACCUGUCGGGAAACGUCAUCCAGAGCGUGAGCGCCGCCGCCUUUCCCGAGGGCAUCACCUUCCUCGACCUGUCCGCCAACCGACUGCUCGGCCUGCCCCGGGAGCUGAAGCAGCUGAAGGCGCGCGUGCGCCUGGACGGGAACCCGCUGCACUGCGGCUGCCAGCUGCAGGAGCUGUUCGCCGUGCUGGACGUGGACGCGCGCACCGCCAACGGGGUGCUGUGCGCCACGGCCGUGGUGGAGAGCGCACGCGGGAGGCCCUUCUUCGAGGUGAUGGAGAAGAUGAACUUCUGCAACAUGCCGCGCAAGACCACCGACGUGGCCAUGCUCGUCACCAUGUUCGGCUGGUUCGCCAUGGUGGUCGCCUACAUCGCGUACUACGUGCGCACCAACCAGGAGGACGCCCGGCGUCACAUCGAGUACCUCAAGUCGCUGCCCAGCGCGCAGUUCAGAGCGGCCAGCGAGGGGGACACACACAGCACCAUGCUGUAGCUGACGGCGUGCUGUAGCUGACGGCUUGCUGUAGCUGACGGCUUGCUGUAGCUGGUGGCGUGCUGUAGCUGACGGAGCAAGGGGGUCCCGACGCGUGGCAGUUUCGGGAUGAGUCUGCACGUGAUUUACUGGGAAAAAAGGAAUAGCACAAUUGACUCGGUCACUUUUUGCCCAAAUCACAAGGUGACGGUUUUGUUCGUGCGAAACAAAGGCAAAGAUCCCCCGUAUAGCCUUAACAGACUGUUGGGGCAAGUGCUGUUAGCGAGCACCUGUGAAGGGCGGCACGGUACACGAGGCGGUGGGUCACCAGCACCACGCCCGGCCGCCUUUGUCUCCCCAGUGGCGAUGUUUACACACCACACCAGGUACUCAUUUGAGGCCGAGUCGACCUAGGAGAGGCCCACGAUCGGUUCAGAUAAUCGUCACUGGGUAUUGGUCGUGAGCGGGUUCGUAGCGCAGCGUAGCGCUAACCGCUACACUUGAUUCGUACACACACAAAGAAACACAACCACAUUGCCCCAAUACUGUACUCACAUUUAUACACUGACUCAAAAUCCAGUCCGGGACCAACUCGAUUAUUUUCUGUCGCAAUUGACUCUGUAGGGUUUGCUCACACCAAAAGGUCAUCAUUGUUUCAUUCGUACAGAAACGUUCCAUAUUUAUACACAAGCUCAAAAUCCAGUCUGCAAGAUCCUCCAUAGACUGCCCUGUUCCCAGCCUCUCCCCUCUCAUCUCUCUCCCCGUUCUGUCCUCUCUCCUCCACCUACCAAUGUCCUCUGUCACCCCCCCCACCGCCUCCCCCUCAACCUGCAUAUAAUGCGGGGGGCAGAUUGCUUAUUCUCCCCCACUGGUCUGGCAUUCCCUCUCAACAAUCAUUCACGUCGUCUCGGUCCUCCCUUGCCUUGUUCACCAUCAAGGCUUGAACCCGAAGUUUUCUUCAAAGCCCAAAAAUAGCGGCCUCUUCCCUGUGGAGAGCGUCUUCGUUGCACAUUUACGGUGCCACCGUUUCACCCAUUCUGCCCUCAACCACAUUACCAAAACAACAACAACAAAAACCUUCCGUCUUUGCUGCUUCCCUCCAAGUGCGCGUCCACUUAUGUUCUACAGGGUUUUGAGAUACUUUUGUAUCAUUCAAAGUAAAUUGUAUGAAACAGACAAAAAAAUCUCAUUUUAUAUCUCUCCAAAUACACUCAUUGGCUACGUUGGAUGAAUAUAACAUUCACAGGAGCACGACCGCAGCAUAGGACUGGGUGUGCUGGCUUCUACUCAGGUUGGUAACUGGCUUGUACCUUUCAAAGCCACGGUGGCGAGAUGUUAACUACCUCGCCUGGUAUACAGGAGGUCGUGGGUGCGAUCCUAACCACUGGCACCUGUAUAUUUGGAGUCUGCAUGUCUCUCUCCCCGUGGUAGCGUGGGUUUUUCUCCGGGUCCUCCGGCUUUUUGCCCUUCCACGUUUAGAAACACGCUCUCAAGAGUAUUUGGCUGCAAAACAUUUCCACGCGAUAAGCCACUUCGCUGAGCUGUCCUUUGUGGGCAGGUCGUUUCUGAAAAAGCCAGUGGGCCUUAGCUGAUGAAAUCAAAUCGUUCCGUUUAAGUUUAGUUUUCUAAUCAAGGAUGGUGUUCGAAGAAAUGCCGAUACAGUAUCACAUGCGCAGGUCGUCUCUGCUGGUAUAUUAAACGCUGCCGACAGAAAUGAUGUACAAAAUUAUUCAUCCUUCUAUGACGCGUGUCUCCAAGAUGUUCACAGAUUGCAUCGGUUACUUUCAGUGGUGGUGUUUUGACGGGGGUUUGUGCGUUGUGUUAAAAGUCAUAUUUUUGUAAUCUUGACUGUAUCAGUGGAUAUGUUUAAAGAGAGUCUAAGUGCAACGUGGCAGUUAAUGUUGACGUCUGAUUGAUUGUGAUCGCCCAGUCAGAAUUCAGCUUGUGAUUAGAGUAUUUUGCCGGGUUCUACGCCUUUUGUGUCACUUGAUGUCGUGCAUCACAGACACAUUGAACACUCAUCUUGCCCUGACAUUAUACCAAUCUUACAAGGGAUAUAUUGCUAUUUUAUGGUAAUAUUUUUCUACGCUAAAUUCGCACCGUCAUCACAACCAGGCGGCUCAGCAGGAGAGCGAGCGGGCAACACAAUCCCAAUGUUGUGUCUCCAAAUCACGCUUGGGGUGGGGUUGCCUGAACCCAUCAUCCCUCUGGGGCUGAUAAAGUGAGUACCACUUCGUUUGGGAAAGUCAGCACUAGUUGUCCUACGGAUAGACUGGCCUCCACCACACAUAUGUGGACUUUCUACCAUUGGCUCAGGAAUGUAAUCGUGAGAUUAGCAAGGCCCUCUGCUCGUUGGAGCAAGAAAUCAGUAACGUUGGACUAACAUGGUAACUGUUCUGUACAUUGCCUUAACUUUCAGGGGCUUCUACACCACUCUAGACCUUCGUGUAAAUGCUUGGCUGCCUCUGUCUCAAGGAGAAGGCCUUAAACGGGUGAAGUAGAUCCGCGUCUGUCAUGCUGGAGAGUGCUU
This is a messenger RNA of Lethenteron reissneri (Far Eastern brook lamprey), 3866 nucleotides long. Its product is annotated as leucine-rich repeat-containing protein 3-like. Gene Ontology annotation, molecular function: protein binding. Gene Ontology annotation, cellular component: plasma membrane. Lineage: Eukaryota; Metazoa; Chordata; Hyperoartia; Petromyzontiformes; Petromyzontidae. The record is from RefSeq and is a predicted model, not a curated record.